This is a messenger RNA of Emiliania huxleyi CCMP1516, 270 nucleotides long. RefSeq lists its product as hypothetical. NCBI's taxonomy places the organism in Eukaryota, Haptophyta, Isochrysidales, Noelaerhabdaceae. Gene Ontology annotation, cellular component: dynein complex. The record is from RefSeq and is a predicted model, not a curated record. Gene Ontology annotation, molecular function: dynein intermediate chain binding; dynein light intermediate chain binding. The transcript has 3 exons. Bases 1 to 270 code for a protein of 89 amino acids. Gene Ontology annotation, biological process: microtubule-based process.
AUGGCGACCGCCAAGCACGUCGUGAAGCUCUGUGACAUGCCUCCAGACAUGGAGCAAGAUGCUGUGAGUACGAGCCUCGAUGCGAUGGGAAGGUUUGACACGGAGAAGGAGGUUGCUCAGUACGUGCGCAAACGCUUUGUCGACAAGUACAAGGGCGUGUGGCACUGCAUCAUCGGGCGGAACUUUGGCUCCUUUGUGACGCACGAGGCUCAUCACCAUAUUUACUUCUACUCUGGCCAGACGGCGGUCCUCCUCUUCAAAACAGGCUGA